AUGGGAGUUUUCACUUACGAAUCAGAGGCUUCUACUGUGAUCCCGCCAGCCAGGCUGUUCAAGGCCCUUUUCGUUGAUGCCGCUGAAGUCAUGCCCAAAGCCCUGCCACAGGCUAUUAAAAGCAUUGUUACUCUUGAAGGAGAUGGAGGCCCUGGAACCAUCAGGCAAACUUAUUUUGGCGAUGGUCAGUACGUAGCUUCACUAGUAGAGAGGACUGAUGCUAUUGACAAGGAGAGUUUGUCAUAUGCGUACACUGUGUUCGAAGGUGCUGUCUUGGCAAACACAUAUGAAAAAAUCUUCAACGAAUCGAAGAUUGAAGCCUCCCCUGACGGAGGAUCGGUGUGCAAGACCAGCACCACAUACUACACUGUUGGCAAUGCGGACGCAAAAGCAGAUGAAAUUAAGGAUGGACAAGAAAAGCAAAUGGGAUUAUUCAAGGCCAUUGAAGCCUACCUGUUGGCAAAUCCUGAUGCUUAA
Molecule: messenger RNA, 477 nt
Organism: Populus euphratica (Euphrates poplar)
Lineage: Eukaryota; Viridiplantae; Streptophyta; Magnoliopsida; Malpighiales; Salicaceae
Product: major allergen Pru ar 1-like
Exons: 2
Coding region: 1-477 (158 amino acids)
Biological process (GO): abscisic acid-activated signaling pathway; defense response
Cellular component (GO): nucleus; cytoplasm
Molecular function (GO): signaling receptor activity; abscisic acid binding; protein phosphatase inhibitor activity
Source: RefSeq, a predicted model, not a curated record